AUGCUUGCGUCAACGACGCGAGAUACUUUGAAUAAUACAAAUGAUGAUGUUCAGAAAGAGUCACCACCACCUCCCACACUUACUCGUCGACUAUCAACAUUAACUAAAGAUGAGUUGAGUAAUCUUCUUGAACAAGAAUAUGGAGCUGUUUGGGGAACAUUUAAAUUUGAAGAUUCUCUUGGCGAUUAUUCUAUCGAGACUCGACCAUUUCUUUAUGUUAAUGAUAAUAUUGAUUUAUAUGUUCUACGUCAAUUCAUGAUCAAAGAAUGGAAAUUAAAACCACCAAAUAUGGUUAUACCUAUUCUUAGUGCUAUUACACGUUAUAAACCAUUUAAAAAUCUUAAAAUGAUUGAAACAUUAAAAAAUGGCAUUAGAAAUGCUGUAAAUGCCUCUGAAAUAUGGUUUACAACGAAUGGUUUUGAUGCCGGUAUGCCGCAACUAAUUGGAUCUGCUUUUCGAGAAGAAAUUUCACUAAGAAAAGCUGAUGAUGCAUGGGCGAUACAAAUGGGUCGCGAUCCGAAGAAACGUAAAGUAUUAACUAUAAUUGGAAUUGUUUGUGAUGAUGAAAUCAAAGGUUUUAUCGAUUUCACACCAGCAACUGAGAAACCAAAAAAGGAUGUAAAAGUACCGAUACGUAAACGUGAACAAUUAUCAUUAAACAGUGAUCAUACACAUUUUAUUAUAAUUCGUGAACAACCGAUUGACCCUAAUCCAAUAGAUAAUUCAGAAAAAAAACCUGUAAAAACUGAGACUGAUAGUAGAAAACUGUUGGAAAAAUUAUCUGAUUCAGCUAACAGUGUUACAAAUAAAUUUCGUGAUCGUUUUGAAGCUUUUAUACAUCAAGAAGCAGCACAACUACAACAACAACAAUCCACAUCUCUCGUUGGACCACCACCAGCAACAACUGUAGCAUCAAGUAAACUUAAUCCAUGGAGUGAAGAUGGUUAUCCAAUGGUUUGUACAUUAGUUCGUGGUACACCAGGAACUAUUGAACUUGUACAUCGAAAAAUUGAACAAGAAAUUCCUACUGUCAUUCUUAAAGGAACUGGAUCAGCUGCUGAUCUUAUUUCAUUUGCUUAUGAAGAAAUUAAUGCUAAAAAUGAAAAAGAAUAUGAAGAUGGUUAUUUAAAAGUUGAAUUAGCUCGACGUUUACUUGAUGAAUAUCCUGGAUUAAAAGAUAAUAAUGUUAAACGAAAUGAAAUUCGUAAUUAUAUUUUAUCAAUUGUUAAAAAAGCAGAUCAAGGAAAAAGAAAAUUUUUAAUAUUUGUUGAUGUUAAUAGUGCAACAGCAUCGUUAAACGAGUAUCAUAAAUUUGUUCUUUCAGCACUUUUACAAUCACAACAAACGGUAGCUAGUAGUAAAGUUAAUAGUCAAUUAAAACGAAAUCUUUUAUUAACACUUGAUUGGAAUUUACCAGAUUUAGCUUUAUCAGAAAUUUUUCAACGUAAUGAUGAUAUGAGAUAUUCUAUUCAAACGGAAUUAUUUGAUAAAGCUGUACUUGGAAAAAAACUUGAACCAUUUGUUGAUUUAUUUCUUGAUCGAGAUUUUGUUUUACAUCGAUAUUUAAAAUCAGACAAAUUAAUUGAGUUAUUUAAUCAAGCAAAAGAUAAAGAUUUUUUAACAACAACAUCGCUUGAAGGAAUUCUUGGUUUAACAGGAGAUGAUGAAGAAGUGCCAAAAGAUUUUGUCGAGCAUGGUCUUAAUAUAAUUGUUAAACGUUUAACCGGUAUUAGUCAUUUUUUUAGUAAACAUGAAAUGGAUUGUAAUGCUAUGGGGAUUUAUUUUGGUGAUAAAUCAGAUAAGGGUGUUCAACGACAAAGAAUACGAGCAGAAAAAAAAGCUCUUCGACAUUUAAUUAUUUAUGCUAUAUUAAUGAAUCGACAUCAAUUAGCAAAAAUUCUUUGGAAACGUUCAGCUGAACCAAUUGCAUUAGCAUUAAUUUGCUGUAUGAUGUUUAAAAAAUUAGCACCAUAUUGUCAUGAAUCUUAUCAAAGAUUAUUAAUAGAAAAACAAGCAAAAGAAUUUUCUGAUUGUGCUGUGGGUGUUCUUGAUAAAGCGUUCAAUGAAGAUAGUUUAAGAACAUUUGAAAUGCUUGAUGAAAAACAUCCGGAUUGGAGUAACAUGGCAACUGUUGAAUUAGCUUAUAAUGCAGACAAUAAAGAAUUUAUGGCACAUGCUGCUUGUCAAAAAUGGGUUACAAGACAAUUUUAUGGAGAAAUUACACCACGUGAACUUCCAUUUGGAUUAUAUAAAUGUCCCGAUUCUAUUAAAAUUGUAUCCUGUGCUACCUUAAUAUUUCCAAUGUGGUUUUGGAUAAAUUUUUCUCCAAUUGGUCAAGCACCUCCAGCACCGAAAAAAUUAAGUGAUUUACCGCCUGAUGAAAAAAAAGGUACAGAACCAGGAAAAACACCUUUAGAAGCAGCAACACAAGGUUUAAGUGCAGAAGCGCAACUUCAUGAAGGAAAACAAUUAGCUGAAUAUGUUAGUGAUGUCAACAUUCGACAGGGAGCUGGUUUUUACCAAAAAAUGAGACGUCGUCUUGGUGGUGAUGCUCCAAAAACACAAAAAUCUACAUCAGCAGCAGCAAAGUCUGAUGAAAAAAAAAUGAGUCAUUUUGAAGAAAUUGAAGUUUUAUGGUCAGCACCAAUAACAAAAUUUUAUACAAAUUUUGUUACUUACCUUAUAUUUUUAUCUCUUUUUACAUUGGCUGUUAUGUGGCCAUCAUGUGGAAAUUUAUUCCUUGAUUGUUUUGUUUGGUUUUGGGCAGCAUCGAUUGCUUUUGAAAAUACACGUGUUGUUUAUGAAAAAUAUUGCUCUCAAAGUAGUUUACCUUUGCAACGAGCCAUAUUAGAAGUUAUUGUACAAACUAUAUUUCUAGCACUUUAUCUUAGUGUUAGAAUUAUUGGUUUAUGGAAUUUUGGAACUUGUCAAAUUUUACCAGCAAAAGCAAUCUUAGGUUUCGGAUUAAUUUAUUAUUUUUACCGAAUAUUAUUUAUUUUUUUACCAAUAAGUCCAAAACUUGGUCCGAUGAUGAUUCGACUUCGAUGUAUGAUAAUGGAUGAUUUUGUUACAUUCUUACAAUUAUUUGUGAUAUUUAUGAUAUCAUCUGGUGUUGCAAUAACUGCUGUACUUUAUCCACAUCAUCCACUUAAUGUAGAUUUAUUUACAAGAGCUUUUGUAUUUCGUGGUUUAAUGGCAUUAUUCAGUAGUGAAAUGGCUGAUUUUAAAAAGCAAGAGUAUCCAUGUUCAAUAAAUGCGACAAGUCAAACAGACAGAGACUAUGCUUGUCUACGAUUAUCUCAUGGUCUUUCAUUUAAUUAUGAUAAUGCUUAUGCAUAUAAGCGAUAUGGAAUACCAUCACCAAAAUGCAAUCAAACAUCAUGGAUAGCUUGGUUUUUACUUAUACAAUAUUUCUUUUUAGCUAAACGUUUUCUUACGUCACUUUUAACAGCUAUGUUUGGUUUAACCGGAGCAAGAGUACAAAGUCAAUCUCAACAAAUAUGGAUGUAUAAUCGAUAUGAAAUUGUCAUGGAAUAUGCUAAACGACCACGUUUACCACCACCUUUUGUUGUUAUUUCUUAUAUUGUUAUGUUAAUACAAGGUUGCGGUCGUCAAUGUAUUCUAAAAUUAAAAAAAUAUUCUGAUAAAAAAGAUGCUCGUGCAAUUCGAAGUCGUACACAGUCAUCAACAAGUGCAGUGGCUCGUCACGAUGAUUUGACGGAUGAUUACAAAGAUCGAUCAGUUGAAGUUGUUCAAGAUCGGUCAGCAUUAAGCCGUUUACUUAGCUGUGUACCAUGUCAAAAAGUUGCAGAAAAUAAACAAAUUAAAGAUAGUAUAAAUGCUCAUAGUUGGGAAGAUAGUGAAGCUAAUUUAUAUUGGAAAUAUAAAGCUAAAGAAUUUUAUGCUAAAACACAAGAAGCUGAUAAAGUACAAGAAAAACUUGAUAAUUUAUCAAAUGGUGUAACAAAUAUACAAAAAGAUAUCGAUGGACAACGAAAAUCAUUACGAUUAAUCAAUGAUCGUGUUGUUACAUUAGAAAAAUUAAUGGUUGAUUCACAUAUAUUACUCGAAAAAAUUCGUUCGGCAAUUCAACAAGGAGAUAAAUCAUUACCUGAAUGUGAAAAAUUUGUUCAUAUUUUAUCAAGAGAAUCACCAUAUAUUUAUACAAAUCAAGCACGAUUUCCAGUUACAGAAAGACAUAUUCCUUGGAAGGUACAAUUUGAUUUAUAUGAUCCAACAAUAAUUUCAUUACCAAAAGAACAUGAAUGUUUUAAAGAUGGUGAACGACCAUUUAUUGAACCAGAUUUAUUAGAAUCAAGUUCUGAUGAAAAUGUUGAAGAUGAUGAAUUACAGAUGGCUGCUGAGCCAUCUCCUGUGUUACCAGCUCCUCUUAUUCAACCGGAUUUAUUUGGAGCUAUUGAAGCACCAGUGACAACAGUACCAAUUGAUAUUAAUAUUCCAUUUAAAGAUUUUAAAUGGAAUCAAGUUGUUGAAUUAGAACUACCAGAUGGAAAAAAGAUCGUUCUUGAUCGAACAACUUGGAUAUCAAUUUCUGAAGAUGAUGACACACCUUCAGUCUAUCGAGUAGAUACUCAAUUACAAAUACCUAUGAAUCCAAUGGGUCGUACAGGUGUACGUGGUCGUGGUGCAUUAAUUCGAUGGGGACCAAAUAAAUCUAUUAUAGCCGUAAUAACACGAUGGAAAACACAUCGUGGUCAAUUUGCUAUUGUUGAUGGACAAAGAAUUUUAGAAGCUUUAGUAUUUAAAAAUAAAUUGACGAAUGAUUGGAAAUUACCUGGAGGAAAAAUUUUAGGUGUUGAAUCUCAAUAUGGUGCUGUAUGUCGUAGUUUCAAUAAACUUGCUUUUAAUGAUCUUGAUUCUGAAAUUAGUUUAUCAUUACAAGAAAAGGAUAUGAUUGAACAUUUUGAAUCAUUUGCUCGUGCAGCGGUCGGUGCUGGUGAACCAACCGGAUUUGAAUCUCAUAUGAUUUAUCGAGGAUAUGUUGAUGAUCUACGCAAUACAGAUAAUGCUUGGGCAGAAGCAGAAAUAUGGAAUUUUCAUUAUGGUUCAGAGAUGUCAUUUCCUAAUUUGCGUACAGACGGUGUGGCAGUAUGGAAAGAUGUGACGAAUAACUCUCGAGGUUUUCUUAUUCAAACAUCAGUUUUACGUGAAAUAGCUCGAAUUCAUGAUGCGUAUUUUGAAUCAUCAACAAUGAUUCAAAAGUCGAAUUAUUUUCGAAAUUUCAUCCUCAUCAUAUCUUUUAUUUUACUUAAUUUUUGUCAAGAUUCGAACGGAUUAAUUAAAUUUGAAAAUCAUCACAAUACAGAUGAAAUGUUAACUGUACUCGAUCGUAUACAUAAGAAAUGUCCUGAUAUAACCCAUAUAUAUGAUUUACCAUUAAAAUCUAUUGAAAAUCGUCCAUUACGUGUUAUUGUUUUUUCUGAUCAUCCAAAAUAUCAUGAAUUACUCGAACCAGAAUUUAAAUAUAUUGGAAAUAUGCAUGGAAAUGAAGUUGUUGGUCGAGAAUUAUUAUUAAGAUUAGCUGAAUAUCUUUGUCAAGAAUAUAGAAAUGAUAAUGAAGAAAUAAUAAAUUUAAUUGAACAUACACGUAUACAUAUUAUGCCAUCAAUGAAUCCUGAUGGUUGGGAAGCUGCUGUUCAAUAUGCAUGGAAUGAAACAAAACCUGGACAAUUCAAAGAUGUUUCAACAAUGUUAAAAGAAUCUGGUACAACACAUUGGAUUGCUGGUCGAUCAAAUGCAAAUAACAUUGAUUUAAAUCGAAAUUUUCCUAAUUUAGAUGAAUUUAUUCAUAAAUAUAAUCAUUAUAGUAAUCAUAUUAAUAAUCAUCUUGAUAUUGAAACGUUUCUUGAAUUAAUAUCAGACCAUGAUUGUCACAAUAAUACGUAUCAAAUUGAAACAGUAACAGUUGCUUUUUGGAUUCUGAAAAAUCCAUUUGUGUUAUCAGCUAAUUUACAUAAUGGUGCUCUUGUUAGUAAUUAUCCAUAUGAUGAUUCAGAAAAUCAUCGUCGAAUGUAUUCAUUAUCACCUGAUGAUCAAUUAUUUCGACAAUUAGCAAAAUCAUAUUCAUUUACUCAUAAAACAAUGCGAUCACCAGAAAAACCUUGUGAUGAAGAUAUUUUUCCUGAAGGCAUUACAAAUGGUGCAGCAUGGUAUGCAGUAUGUGGUGGAAUGCAAGAUUUUAAUUAUUUAGUAAGUAAUUGUUUUGAAUUAACAUUUGAACUUGGUUGUAAAAAAUUUCCGCCUGGCAAAGAAUUAUCUUCAUAUUGGAAUGAGAAUAAAAAAGCUUUAAUACAUUUUAUGCGACAGACUCAUAUAGGUAUUAAAGGAAUUAUCCAAAAUGAAAAAGGUAAUGUGAUUUCUAAGGCAACUAUUAAAGUUCAUCAAUUGGUUAAUUAUAAUUGGGAAUAUAUCGAUCAUGAUGUUACAUCAAAUACAGAAGGUGAUUAUUAUCGUUUACUUAUUGAUGGUAUAUAUGCAGUUCAAGUUAUAAGUUCAGGUUAUAAAACACAAACUCAAUAUAUUCAAGUUCAUAACAAACCAUAUCAAUAUAGUGCAAAACGUCUUGAUUUUAUUCUUCACAGAGCAUCAAUUAAACAAAUUAAACUUCAACAACUAAUUAGAAAAUUUUUCGAUAUGUAUUAA
Rotaria sordida is the source of this 6663-nucleotide messenger RNA. The record is from the annotation of a GenBank genome assembly. NCBI's taxonomy places the organism in Eukaryota, Metazoa, Rotifera, Eurotatoria, Philodinida, Philodinidae.